CCUUGAUGAAGAAGCCUUCAAGCGACCACCACAAAGGACUUUAAGAUCAGAAAUUUCUAGUAAUAACCCUACUUCUAACUUGGAGUUUCAGGAAGAUUUCUUUGCAAAUGAGAAAGAUGAAACGUUCGAACAAGAAGAUCACUUUUUUGAGAAUGCAGUCGUGUUUGAUGAUUUCAAUGAUGACUUUAUGGUGGACCAACCAUUACCAAUGUCAAAUUCUCAGCAAACUAUCACUAAAGAUUCUGAUAUUAUUCAAGAUGAAAAUGAUGACUAUCCAAUAGAGCCUCUUAACUUUGUAGAAGAUCAUUUUUCUGUUCCGAGUGCUAGUGAGCUUGAGGAAGUUAAGCAAGAAGAUCAAGCGUCUGAGGCAUUAACAAGUGUCAAAAAUUCAACUACUACUAAUAUAGCAGGACCUUCUACAGGCGAAAUUCAAGGUCUAAUGAACACUGAAUUAUCCAGUCCAUUUGAUCGUAUGUUGUUUGUGGAUUCGCCAUUUAAAAAUCCUGAUCAUGAUGGUUCGUCACAACUAGCAUCUGAAUUUGCGUAUAUGGUAGAUGGCCACAGCGAUACUUCUAGUCAAGUCAGCUCGCGAGUUGAUUCUGAUAAUUCCAGCGUUCGAGAUGGUAAACGACCUGAACAAAAGAAUCGUUCCUCUAGACCAAAGCUCAGCCGUUCAAGAAAAAGCAAACUUGACAUUAAGUUUGAUAAGAUCAAUUUAGAAUUUGACUUAUUUCCAAAAGACAAUUUGCUGGCGUCUCGACUACUGUUACUUAUUAGAGAUCUAGAAAUUCUCGACAAUAUCAAAACAUCUGCAUGGAAUAAAUUUUUGUCUCACUUACGUCCAGAUAAUGAUACAAAUCCUCGUGAAAAUAAAUCUAAUAUGGUUAAGAUAGAGUUAACGAGCGUUCGUCCUGUUCUAACAGAUCCUGUUGAAGAGCUUCGUUUAAAG
Messenger RNA from Racocetra fulgida, 949 nucleotides. Lineage: Eukaryota; Fungi; Glomeromycota; Glomeromycetes; Diversisporales; Gigasporaceae. The record is from the annotation of a GenBank genome assembly.